This is a messenger RNA of Manihot esculenta (cassava), 1659 nucleotides long. Its product is annotated as gamma conglutin 1. The transcript has 2 exons. Gene Ontology annotation, biological process: proteolysis. The coding region runs from base 1 to 1476 and encodes 491 amino acids. The record is from RefSeq and is a predicted model, not a curated record. Gene Ontology annotation, molecular function: aspartic-type endopeptidase activity. Lineage: Eukaryota; Viridiplantae; Streptophyta; Magnoliopsida; Malpighiales; Euphorbiaceae.
AUGACUAUUACCACAAAUGCAAAAGUUAAUGUAGUCUUGUCACAAAACUCAGUUCUCUGUGAAACCCACGCCCGUUCUCGCCGAAGUUAUAAAAAGCAAACACACAAGCGGCUCAAUGAUCCUUCAUCAAAGCAUUCUCUUUUUUCAAGCUUUCUGGUUUCAACAAUGGCUGCUUAUUCUUCUUCUUCCCUUCUUUUGCUCCUCAUCUUCUUUGCCUUUUCUUUUGUUGUUUUUGCAUCUGAACUCCAUGAGAGUGAACCCUUUCGCGUCAGGCCUUCAAUCAGACCUUCACAAAAACUGGUGUUGCCUGUUCGCAAAGAUGGUGCAACAAAUCUUCAUGUGGCAACCGUCCUCAAGAGAACCCCACAAGUCCCACUUAAACUUCUGGUUGAUCUAAAUGGGAGGUUCCUUUCUGUGGAAUGCGAUGAAGAGUACCAGUCAUCAACCUACUUUGCCCCUCGCUGUCAUUCCACUCAGUGCUCUAGAGCCCACAGUCACACUUGUUACAGUUGCAGCUCCUCCAGUGUUAGACCUGGGUGCCAUAACAAUACAUGUGCACUCACCACCGUGAACCCUGUGUCUCAAGAAACUGACAUUGGUGAGCUAGCUCAAGACGCGCUCUCAAUUCGAACAAUUAGAGAUAAGUCCGCUAUUGACCCUUCUGCACCUGGUCCAACGGUCACAGUGCCUCAAUUCCUGUUUGUUUGUGCACGUCGUCUCUUAAAUUUGGUACCAAAAUAUGUCCAAGGAGUAGCUGGAUUAGGUCAUACUUCCAUUGCUCUACCAACUCAACUUGCUUCCCACUUUGGGUUCAGGCCCAAUUUUGUCUUAUGCUUGGCUAACUCCCUUAGAAGCCCUGGGUUCGUUGUGUUUGGAGAAGAUCCUUACACUUUGGCUCCUAAUUAUGUUUCCCCCCGCCUGCACUACGCACCAUUGAGCGUUGGGAGACAAGGAGAAUAUUACAUACAAGUGAGAUCAAUCAGAGUAAACAACAAAAAUGUUCCGUUGAAAACUAAUAUUAACAGAGCCAAGAUAAGCACAACAACUCCAUUCACAGUUCUCGAACAUUCCAUUUUCGAAGCUUUCACACAAUCUUUCUCUCAGCAGCUAUCCCAAGCAGGUAGAGCACAACCAGUGGGACCUUUCAGAGUCUGCUUCGACUCGAGAAGAAUCCCAAACACCAUAGCUGGCCCCGGAGUGCCUAGAGUGGAUUUUGUGGUUGGCGACCAAAGUGUUGCAUGGACACUUUUUGGUGCAAACACAAUGGCGGUGGUUCACCCACUUGUGUACUGUUUAGCUUUCAUUGAUGGAGGGACGAACCCUGCAGAUCCAAUUGUGAUUGGGGCUCACCAGUUGGAAGAAAACCUUGUUCAUUUUGAUCUUCACCAAUCGAGGGUGGGCUUUAGCUCUUCUUUGUUGAAUCAAAGGACUAAUUGCAGUGCCACUUCCUACCGCAAUCGCCCAGGAAAUCCAUAAUGGCAGAUGGGAAAGAAACUUCUCCUUUAAAUGCUUAGUGGGAGUUUCUCUAAUAAGUGUAUGAAUAAAAGAAGCCAUCUUUGUUCUUGAUCAUGGCUAAUCAAAUUAAGUGACUUGUCUUUUACUUGUUUGAGUCUAUUGAAAUCGAUUUAUUGUCCUAAAACGGCAGAUCGUUUUGCUUAA